Molecule: messenger RNA, 1011 nt
Organism: Durusdinium trenchii
Lineage: Eukaryota; Dinophyceae; Suessiales; Symbiodiniaceae
Source: the annotation of a GenBank genome assembly
AUGUCCAUGGCCACUGCUGAGACAACGGGAGCAACCGCCUGGGAAUUCGAGUCUGUGGUUGCGACGGCUUCGGAAGCACCAACUGAUGAGUCGGAGCUUGACAUUUCCAUGGAGAUUGGCAAGAUGGUGGCCGUGGCGCCAAUGAGAGCAAUCCCUGGCACAUCGCCAGGGCCUCCGCUCGGCGGCCUUCUUGCCGGCACACCGCCGGGUCCGCCACCUCCGGGCGCGUUGGAUAAGGCUUGGGAGAUUCGCCCCUACUGCCACAUGGAAAGCCAAUACUUUCUAUUGCCUCAAGAUGAUGACCACUUAAUCCUGCUGAAGCAUGUCCACAUCAUUGACGACAAGGUGUCAGGUGAGGCAGGCAAGGGCAAGACACCUUUGGGGCGAGUAGUCGCCACGAUGUUCUCGCGCUACUAUGGGGGAGAGGGCCAGGGCACUUUUCGCACAACGUCUGACUUGGACUUUUUCAAGGGCAUCCCCUUUACCAAGACUGCGCGCCGGCUUCGAUGGCAAAAACCGGACACCCUGCUGGACACCUCCAAGCCGAAGCUCCAGAACUUCAAGCAAGGGGAGCGGCUGCAAGAAGCAAAGAUCGUCACCAUGAAGAAGAAGCUCGACAACAAGAAAAGAAGACAAGAGAGGUACCAUGACGGGCACGCCUUCUUCGCUCGCGAGACUCACUCCGACCCAGUGAACGUGGACACCGACCGCGCCAGCAUGGGAUGGACCAACUGGGACAUUGAAAAGAAGGAGAGUAUCAAAGUCAAAAAGGAGCAGGAAAAUCCCAGUGCGAAACUGGGCCUGUUGCACGCGGACGAUGAUGAGACCUUGGAGCAGGCAUUGGAGAAUGCGAUGGACCAUGAAAACAAUGUCCAGGCGUUGGCAUGGCGCCUGACGAAGAGCGAUGAUUCGGCUGUGGUGGCUUCAUUGGUCUCAGCACGUUCUGAUGGCAUUUUGAGUCUCCUUUCUCACAAUUCAACGAGAUGGGCAUAUGCUGCUCGAUAUGACUAG